Molecule: messenger RNA, 1523 nt
Organism: Bombyx mori (domestic silkworm)
Lineage: Eukaryota; Metazoa; Arthropoda; Insecta; Lepidoptera; Bombycidae
Product: ATP-dependent DNA helicase pif1-like
Exons: 2
Coding region: 658-1455 (265 amino acids)
Biological process (GO): DNA repair; telomere maintenance
Molecular function (GO): DNA helicase activity
Source: RefSeq, a predicted model, not a curated record
UAGUCAACCACAAAUUUUUUUUUUUUAAUUUUUAGACAAAAUUUUUAAUUUCUAUUUUUUUAUGAUACAACAUACAAAAAUACAUACAAUCCUCAAUUUUCACCCUUCUACGAUCAACCCUUAUUUUUUAAUAGCCAUUUUAGUAAUUUAAUCAUUUUUCCUCUCCGGUCGAAAACUGAUCAAUCGUCAUUUAAUUAGUUAUCCCCGCCAGAUGUCUACAGGUGUCACUUCUGACCCAGUAAACAGCACGGAAUAGGGAUGUUACCUCUACAGUUUUCGGCUAUUAUUAGUGUUUAUGCUUCAAGCGUAGUAGUUAAACAUUUUUAGUUCAUCGCCUUGCAUGUCAGAUGGAAAAAGUACAAAAAAAUUCCCUGAAGAUUUCACUAACGAUACAAUCACAAAUGUCGACGGAUAUCCAAUAUAUCGUCGAAGGAAUCCAGAUAAUGGCGGACAAUCAUUUAUUAUAAACAUCAGCAACACAGACAUUGAUAUUGACAAUCGUUGGGUCGUGCCAUAUUCGCCCCUGCUGAGCAAAACAUACAAUGCUCAUAUUAAUGUUGAGUUUUGCAGUUCUGUGAAGAGCAUCAAAUACAUUUGCAAUUAUGUCCAUAAAGGCAGUGACAUGGCGGUGUUUAGAGUGGAAAAUAUGAAUGUACCAUGGCACACAAACAUUCGCUUGAGGCGUUGAACAGGAUAUUGAAAGAUAUUAAAAAUAACGACAAACUAUUUGGUGGCACUCUGUUAGUCCUUUCAGGUGACUUCAGACAAACACUUCCCGUCAUUCCACGUUCAACAUACGCUGAUGAAAUCAACGCCUGCUUAAAAUCAUCGACAUUGUGGCGUAAUGUUGAAAUAGUACAGCUGAAAGUAAAUAUGCGCGUUCAAAUGCUUCAAGAUCCAUCCGCUGAAACAGUCUCUAAACAACUAUUAGAUAUCGAUGAUGGAAAAGUCACUAUAGCUGAAACUGGAUACAUAAAAUUAGCGAAUGAUUUCUGCACUAUCAUUGAUUCGCAAGAUGCUCUCAUUGAACAAAUAUUUCCCGAUGUACACACGAAUUACAUAAAUCUCGAGUGGCUUGCAGAAAGAGCAAUGUUAGCUGCAAAAAAUGUGGACGUUGACAUUUUAAAUCUGAAGAUACAACAGUUAUUGCCAGGGGACUUGGUAUCAUAUAGAUCUAUUGAUACAGUUUGCGAUGGCACUGAAGCUGUAAAUUUUCCAACAGAGUUUUUGAACUCACUGGAUUUGCCAGGCAUGCCACCACAUAACUUACAAUUGAAGGUUGGAUCUCCAAUUAUUUUGCUUCGUAAUUUGAACCCGCCACGGCUACGCAACGGUACGCGAUUAGUCAUUAAAAAAAUAAUGAAAAAAGUUAUCGAAGGCACCAUUUUAAAUGGCAAGCUUCGAGGUGAAAAUAUAUUGAUACCACGAAUACCUAUUAUACCCACAGAUCAUUAAGAGAUUAAUAUUAUGUAAUGAAUUAAUUAUAUAUAUAAUUAUUACUUUUAAUAAAUUAAAACAAUUAA